Messenger RNA from Meloidogyne enterolobii, 1040 nucleotides. Lineage: Eukaryota; Metazoa; Nematoda; Chromadorea; Rhabditida; Meloidogynidae. The record is from the annotation of a GenBank genome assembly.
AUGUCACUGUCGCUUGUUGGAAUAGGCCCACAACCCUUCAUAGGCCCCAUAAUCCUCUUCUUUUUAUUUUUCUAUUUUUUAGUAUCUCUACGACAAGUCAAUCCUAUCCAACCUCCAAACAACUCAGUUUUAAGAGAUAUUAAAACUGAAAUAAUGCCAUUAUCUCCAGACUAUUUACAAUAUAAAAAUAAUACAAAAAAUUUAAAAAUGGAAGCAGUAAAUGAAGGGACUGAAAGAGGUGGAGGGGAAAGAGGAGGAGGACGGUGGAGACACGAUGAUAUUCCAAAGGAGAAGAUUAUUGGAAUUUUGGAAGCUGAAAAGGCUAAAAUACUGGAACAAGAAUCUAAUAAUUAUUUAAAUAGAGAAUUGGGGUUGUCUUCAAUUAAAAAUGGGGAUUUGGCAACAACAACAACACAUAGUUCAAGAAAAGGAAAAAGUGUUGGUAAUGUGGAUAAUGAAUAUUUGGUUUCGAAUAAGACUCGUCGUUCAAAAGAUACACUUUCUGAUCAUCAACAACGACCCUCAAAAUCAUUAUCCCCGUCCCGCAACUUUUUUGAUCCUCCAUUUGCCCCAACACAAACACAAAUCGACAAAUAUUCUUCCCAUCAACUCGAUAUAGAAGAUAUUGCUCGACGUAUGCGAGAAUUUAUGUCCAAGAAUGCAAUAAGUCAAAGUCAGAUUGGUGAUAAUGUUGUUGGGUUAUCACAGGCAAGCUUGCUUAAUAUUAUUAUAAGAUUUAUUCGUGUGAAUGGAAAAUAGUAUUUUAAUGAGCUGUAUCUUAAAAUUGAGGUAUCACAUGAGCUGCUCCCCCACCCUGUAGCCAAAUUAAUUUUAAAAAGGUUUCUUAAAUUGCCAUGUAUCUUUGUAUUGGGGUUAUCUUAUAAAUGAGGUUCGAAUCCGGGAUGUUUUAGGUUAAGGAGAAGGAGUGUUGGGGGUUCAAACUUUUUUUAGAUUGAGUUUAGGGUUGAGAAAACUUUCGGAGUUAGGAGUUCUGUUCCGAAAACGUUCGCAGUUCUGUUCCGACUUUGUUUCUCCUCUGG